UAUAGAUCUAUUCUCAUGCAAUCUCAGUAUAAAGCAGCCAAGUGUCUCAAAAAUUGAUUGCAGCAUUGGCUCCUCCAUGAAGGUCGUCUAACAAUAUUCCAAUUUCGCCAAUUUCUAGUUUAUAUAAGAGGUGUAGGCAUUACUGAACCAUUUAUGGAUUCAGAGACGUUUUCGCGCGAGAAACAUAAGGCAUGGCUUGGUACUGCUAAAAUACCUCUCGAUAGUCUGGAAUUCCCGGUGCAUGAAAGUCGAAUGGACAACAGGCGCUGUGAAACCCGCCUUCUGAAGCUCUUUCGUGAACAAUCUUGCGAGAGAUAUGCUUAUGACAAUUAUAUUACUGCUGUCAUAAGGAGAAAGGACCUGCUUCAAGCACUUCAAGAAAGCAAUAUGACUAUUGAGUCGCUUCAUCAAAGCGAGCCUCCAUUUCUCGAAAUACCAUCAGGUCUACCAAUCAUGGGGCUUCGUGGGAAGCAUCGAUGGAUGGCUGCGAGAAAAUACUUCUCUAAUCCUGCAGAUCGAUGGUGGACCGUGUUAUUCUUCGACUUAGAUGCGGUUUCUUCUAAAACCCUUAAAUUUAUGUCCGAAGAAGACGAUAAUUCAAUGCCCUUCUACGAUGGAGAGGUAUACUACAAGAUCAGAACAAACGAGCUCCAGUCUGAUGGGGCGAAUGCAAAAAAAUGGAUUUGCAGAAUAGUCUCUGAGUGGAAACAAAGCGACUAUAACAAGCUCCAUCAGUCCUCGUGUUACAAACCAUUUUGUGAUGCACUGGACUUACUUCUAAAUAUUCCAGUGCUUCUGUAUGCCUUUCAGUUGGGUAAUCUUCGCCGGAUCUUUCGAAUGAAAUGCCCAGAAGAACUAGCUGUGUCAGUCACGCAGGUAUACAACGUAUGGGCGAGGUUGAUGAAGGGGUUUGAGUUGAAGCUUACUAUAUCCGAUGUCGAAUAUCUUCAAGGACGAUCUCCCAGAUGGUCAUCCGUUGAUAGAAACUCUAUUGAGGAGGCCUUUGUGAGCGGCAGACUAUUUCCCGAUAUAUGUAACGAAAGAGACCGCGUCACACUGAAAGAGAGGGUUCUAGCCACUGAUACGAUAAUCCCAUCAAUGAGAACAUUUCUUGAAAACACUAAGUUCCUGGAGCCAGCUGCUGUCAUUCUGCGAGGUCUACUGCCCAGGCGAUUUCGCGGUACUAUCCAACAGCAACUAUUGUUGUGUUAUACAUAUAGGGACAGACCUAGGGAACAUUUCUGGCGGUCAUAUCAGCAUCUUUGGUUGACAGCGUUGCGUAUAUUUCCUUAUAUAACUUCUUUCAAACCUCUCCAGGAUAGGAGAGGAAGACGCAUGGCGUUUGUUGGCAAUUACUGGGGAUUCCUGGCAAUUACUGCACGGGACAAUGGGUUCUCGUCUCGUCAGAUAGACACUCUCCUUGAAACAUAUCCACAUUAUGACAUCAUUCCGCAGCCCGUUGAAGAUCCAGCAUACUUAUAUCACUCGACAAAUCGCUGGAGGCUGAAAAUUAGAUGCGGAAUGCCAAGUGAGACAGCUUUUCAUAAUACAGCUCCGUUUCUCUCUUUAGAAAAUAUCUACCGCGAACGAAAGCCCCAGGCAGGCGCAGCCGAACUUACACAUUUUGCCGUGGCUCGAGACAUCUUUCUUUCUUUCUUCCAAGGUCCAGGAUCAGGAAACACUGAAUUAAAGGAGCAUCACUCAAAUCAUGAUGGUCUAGACCAGGAAAUGACCCCAGCGCCUUCAAUCCUUAAUCUAGAACAACAAGCGGCCAGUACUAGAGAUGCACCUUACCAGAACCUCCACUCAGGGGUAGCUAGCGGACACAGCCAGCCAAACCAAACGGAUCUACCGAUGAUCGAUCUACCCUGUACCUCAACCAGUGAUACCAUUGGUACAAAUGCAUAUAGAACUCAGCCAGUUCAUUCUGCUCUGGAUGGUUCAGCAAACUUUAAAGAUACGGAGAUUCAAGGACACUUAAAACCAGAGACUACACUAAGUAGAGUUCGAAAGGUAAUGAAAGUUAAAGACAGAACAGCAAAUCUGUCUAUUAUUGCUCAAAAAGCAUAUGAUGCCCUCAGUGCUCCGCAGACGCCUUUUCUCGUCAACAAUCUCGCCAAGAAGGAAACUAUAAGUCUAUCUGAAUAUCCAAGCCCUGUGACAUCGAAGAAACCAAGCCAUCUUACCUUGACUAACAAUUCUAGCAAAGUUAGUAAAAGGCCACCUGGUUUAUCGAUCGAACUUGAUGGUGCAUUCUCUGUUCCUAGCGGUUUACCAACCUCCUUUCCACAGCAGAUCGAAUUCCCUGAAUAUACAGCUAGCGCUCUAGCAGAAACAGAGCAUAUCAACCAAUGGGAGAAAAACGUUGUCAAAGUAAAAGUAUCAUCAAGCGUGAAGGCCGCUAAAGAGCGCUUAUAUGAAGCGAACUUCUCAAUUGGCCUCUAUGUCUUGGGAAGCAGUCCUGGUGAAGAUAUUCUCUACUGCAUUGAACAAGAGAACCUCAAGUUUCUAGAUGACUUUCUUCAAGAUACAAAACGUAGUAGUUGGUGGUAUCGAGCUUUUGAGGAUGACUACCUCAAGACGAUAUCAAGUCAUCAAGUUCACGAAGCACUUGCAAACUAUGUCUUUGUGGUUUGCGGAGAAUCUGAGAGUGAUCUUUCUAGAGUCGAAGAAUCGCAAUCUCCCGAGAUCUAGCCUGAAGUCUUCUACCUGAUAUGACUUCAUGAUACUCCGUUAGAACUAUGGCUAGCUAAAGGCCUGCACUUUGAACAUGUCUACAUGGAAAAUUC
Aspergillus saccharolyticus JOP 1030-1 is the source of this 2789-nucleotide messenger RNA. RefSeq lists its product as uncharacterized. The record is from RefSeq and is a predicted model, not a curated record. The transcript is spliced from 3 exons. NCBI's taxonomy places the organism in Eukaryota, Fungi, Ascomycota, Eurotiomycetes, Eurotiales, Aspergillaceae. The coding region runs from base 154 to 2694 and encodes 846 amino acids.